AAAUUUAACAAUCUCAAUAAUUCGAGGAGAAUUUUUAACGGUAAAAGAAGUUUAAGGGUACGAUUUAAUACAUGUCAAUGUCAAAGUUUAAAGAGAAAAAUUACUAAUUAAUUCGCCUUGAUUUUUUAUAUUUGAAAUUUCAUAUGGAGUCCCAUGACUCUAGCAGUGUGUCCUAGCCAUAUUACGUCUAAACUCAUGGUCUAAUGAAGUCCCAAAAAUGAAAACCCUCGUAGGUAUUUAUUAUCCAAUGAUUACUUAUGAAUGUCCACGUGGCUGACUAUCUCCCAUUGAGCUUCCAUAUUUCUAUGCUACAAUGUCGCAUAAUGCAUGGCCGAAGAGAAUGGCCUAAUAUUCAUUGGUUAAGAAAAUUAAAAAAAAGAACAGAAAGAGCUUUUGUGAGAAGAGAAUUAGAAAAACAUAGAAAAUGAAAGAAAUAAACAAAGAAAGGACUUCAUUGAGGAGAAGAGAGAUUACUACUAAAAAUAAUGAUUAAAAUCCCAUCAAAGUCAUAAUCUUUCUUCUCUCUUCUUCCUAUUCUUCCCCAAACUAUUCUGCUUUCUACCUUUUCUUAUAUAGUCCUUAACACUAAUUACAAUUUAGGCCAUACAUUAAUAUUAUGGCUCCAAGCAAGAUGAGACGAGCUUUGGGCGCAGUAAAGGACCAGACCAGCAUUGGCCUGGCAAAGGUGGGCAGCAGCGCAUCACUGGCCGACCUCGACGUGGCGAUCGUGAAGGCCACCCGCCACGUCGAGCAGCCCCCCGAGGAGAAGCACAUCAGGGAGAUCCUCAGCCUGACGUGCUACUCACGCGCCUUUAUUAGCGCCUGCGUCAACACCCUAGCCCGCCGCCUCAACAAGACCAAGAACUGGACCGUAGCUCUCAAGACCCUUGUCCUCAUCCACCGCCUUCUCUCAGAUGGAGACCCAGCCUACGAGCAGGAGAUAUUCUUCUCAACGCGUCGCGGCACGCGCUUCCUCAACAUGUCGGAUUUUCGCGACAGCUCGAGCUCUUCCUCGUGGGAUUACUCGGCUUUCGUUAGGACCUACGCGCUCUACCUGGACGAGCGGCUCGAGUAUCGGAUGCAGAGCCGCCGGGGGAGGAGGAGCGUGUUUGGGAUGGAUGAGGAUGAUGAUAAUUAUGAUCAGGCUGUGGUUCCCACUAACCAGUUGGCCGUGUGCGUGAGGGCCACGCCGGUUAGGGAGAUGAAAACUGAACAAGUCUUCUCUAAGGCUCAGCAUCUGUUGCAGCUGCUUGACCGUUUCUUGGCCUGUCGUCCUACAGGUGCAGCAAAAGUUAACCGAGUUAUAAUAGUAGCACUGUACCCUUCAGUUAGAGAAAGCUUUCAAAUGUAUUACGAUCUUACAGAAGCAAUGGGAAUAUUAAUAGAUCGUUUCAUGGAGAUGGAAGUUCCCGAAUGCGUUAAGGUACUUGACAUCUUCACUCGCGUCGCCAAACAGUUCGACGAGCUCGACCAUUUCUACAACUGGUGCAAGACCGCCGGAAUAGCUCGCUCUUCUGAGUACCCAGAAGUCGAAAAGAUUACACCCAAAAAGCUAGAGGUAAUGGACGAUUUCAUCCGCGAAAAGUCCGCCAUUGAGAAGACAAGGAAACAUAGUUCCGAAAACCAAGAAGAGAAUCAGGUGAAAGACGAGAAAGAGGAAGAAGAUGAUGAACACGAAGAAGAACUAGAUAUUAAUGCCAUAAAAGCUCUUCCAGCACCGGAAAUCCCAGUUGAGGAAGAGAAAAAAGAUGAAGUGAUUAUUGAUGAUAAUGAUAUUAAUAAGAAGCCAAAACAACAAGAAGAGGGUGAUUUGUUGAAUUUGGGAGAAGAUUUCGCCUUGUCUAGCAAAGAACAAGCAGAUAAUUUGGCUUUAGCUUUGUUUGAUCAUCAUGUUCCACCACCUGAGCAACAGUCUAAUUGGGAAGCUUUUUCUGAAGAAUCUCCAGCCGAUUGGGAGACGGCGCUGGUUCAGUCCGCCACUGCAUUACCAAACCAGAAGACGACUCUUGCUGGAGGUUUCGAUAUGUUGUUGUUGGAUGGAAUGUACCAACAGGCGAAGACAUCCAUGGCUAUGGCUGGGCCGGGGUUCGGGGCCAGUGGAAGUGCCAGCAGCAUGGCGGUGGGUUCGGCCGGGAAGCCUGCAAUGCUUGCCCUACCUGCUCCGCCACCCCAGUCCUUAGCGCCGGAUGGGAUCGCGGUGGUGGCUGCUAACAACGGCAGUAUGGAUCCGUUUGCGGCUUCGCUAGCGGUGGCACCGCCACCUUAUGUACAGAUUUCGGAGAUGGAAAAGAAGCAGAAAUUAUUGGUGGAGGAACAAUUGAUGUGGCAGCAGUAUGCUAGGGACGGGAUGCAGGGACAGCUUGGAAUGGGAAACAUGCAACAUAAUGGUUACAAUAAUGGAGGUUAUACACAUACCUAUUAAUUAAAAUUAAAGGAAAAACAAAAAUAGGGUACCUUAAUGAUUUUAAUUGAUUGUUGAUUAUAGGGGGUUAGAUUUUAUUUAUGAUUUUGAUCGUAAUUUUUUUUUUUUUUUUUUUUUUGUAAUGUAUGUUUGGAGUUCGAUCGAAAGAGUAUAUAAAUUAAUGAAUGGAUCGGUGCACAAAAAUUAUUUGUGUUUUAAAUUUAA
This is a messenger RNA of Cannabis sativa, 2626 nucleotides long. Its product is annotated as putative clathrin assembly protein At1g03050. Gene Ontology annotation, molecular function: phosphatidylinositol-4,5-bisphosphate binding; SNARE binding; 1-phosphatidylinositol binding. Gene Ontology annotation, cellular component: clathrin-coated vesicle; clathrin-coated pit. The transcript is spliced from 2 exons. NCBI's taxonomy places the organism in Eukaryota, Viridiplantae, Streptophyta, Magnoliopsida, Rosales, Cannabaceae. The record is from RefSeq and is a predicted model, not a curated record. Gene Ontology annotation, biological process: clathrin coat assembly; clathrin-dependent endocytosis; vesicle budding from membrane. Bases 617 to 2422 code for a protein of 601 amino acids.